GAUUCUAUGACAUCAACGAACCAAAAUGAUCACCCUUGUUAUCCUAAAAGGAACCACCCAAUUUUCAAGUUAUCCAUAGCUAAACAAUUCAUUGAUCGAAAAUGCACUACUUGUGAAAACAUACAUUUUUAUAUAUGUAUGUUGAUAAAGGCAUCCAAAAUUCUUGUUAGGUAUGCAUCCACCUUUGCUGAAUUAACCACCAAAAAGAAUCUCUAAAGCAAUGGAUACUUCAUGGGAAGCCAGUGUUACCGAUUCCAUAAAUGCCAUUUAUCUUUUGUUCUCUGCUUAUUUAGUGUUUGUAAUGCAAUUAGGCUUUGCCAUGUUGUGUGCAGGCUCUGUCAGGGCCAAAAAUGCCAUGAAUAUUAUGCUUACUAACGUUGUUGAUGCCGUCGUUGGUAGCAUUUCCUACUAUCUUUUUGGCUUUGCCUUUGCCUUUGGGGAUGCCUCUAAUUCAAACCCAUUUAUAGGCACUAAUUAUUUUGCUCUCAAAGACAUUCCUUCAAGCUCUUAUGACUACAGUUUCUUUCUUUAUCAAUGGGCUUUUGCAAUUGCUGUAGCUGGAAUCACUAGUGGCUCCAUAGCUGAACGUACCCAAUUUACCGCCUAUCUUUUCUUCUCUUUUUUCCUUACUGGAUUUGUUUAUCCAGUUGUAGCUCAUUGGCUUUGGUCUUCCAACGGUUGGCUAAGUCCUAAUUCAGAUUCUCUAUUGUUUGGUUCUGGUGCCAUUGACUUUGCUGGCAGUGGCGUGGUGCAUUUGGUUGGUGGGAUUGCUGGUCUUUGGGGCUCACUUAUAGAAGGACCAAGAGUGGGCCGAUUUGAUGCAUUUGGUAACCCUGUGAAAAUGAGAGGUCAUAAUGCAACUCUAGUAGUGCUUGGCACAUUUUUGCUAUGGUUUGGAUGGUUUGGCUUUAAUCCUGGCUCUUUCGACAAAAUUCUUGUCCCGUACCCAAAUAAGAUCGACCAAGGUAACUGGACCUCGGUAGGGAGAACCGCGGUCACGACAACCCUGGCCGGUUCCACGGCCGGGAUCGUCACCUUGUUCGGCCGUAGGAUACUAGUGGGACACUGGGAUGCAACGGAUGUGUGCAAUGGAGUCCUCGGUGGGUUUGUUGCAAUCACCUCAGGAUGCUCAGUUGUAGAACCAUGGGCCGCAAUUGUCUGUGGGUUCUGGGCAGCUUGGGUUCUAAUUGGACUCAAUAUUUUAGCACUUAAACUCAAAUUUGACGAUCCACUAGAGGCAGCCCAAUUACAUGGAGGGUGUGGAGCUUGGGGUUUGAUUUUUACAGGAUUGUUUGCCAAGGAAGAAUUUGUAUUACAAGCUUAUAACUCUGGUAAAACACAAGUGGCACGACCUUCUGGGCUAAUAUUAGGAGGUGGUUGGGGCUUGUUUGGGGCACAAGUAGUUGAACUUUUGAGCAUUGUUGUUUGGGUAAGUCUGACAAUGGGGCCUUUAUUCUAUGCACUUCAGAAACUUGGAAUUUUGAGGAUAACAGCGGACGAGGAAAUUGCUGGUCUUGAUAUCUCCAGUCAUGGAGGUUAUGCGUACGAAGCUAAUCAAGAAGAAAACGGUCCCCGCUUCUAUGGCGAGUAUUUAAGGAUGCAACACCAAUCAUAAGUUUAAGUUGCUAUUCAAAUAUUACUUUUUUCUAGACCAACUUGUGUACACCUCAACUGUUUCGCCUUGCUACCUCGUACCAUUCAAGAUUGCUUUCAUCUGCAAAUGUAUAUAUGCUACUUUAUAUUUCUCCAGAGCUUUGCUGAUUUUGCUGGCUUCUUUCAAUGAAUAUGUAUGUUUAUUCGUAAAA
Messenger RNA from Nicotiana tabacum (common tobacco), 1805 nucleotides. The record is from RefSeq and is a predicted model, not a curated record. Lineage: Eukaryota; Viridiplantae; Streptophyta; Magnoliopsida; Solanales; Solanaceae.